GAUGGAUGUGACGUCAGCGGUGCGCUCGGCGGUUGUAUUUGAAUGUUCCGGGAGCGGCUGUCAGGUCGGGUUUCGGUGAGAGAUGGACGCCCCCGACCUGGACGAUUUGUGUUCUCACGUUAACUCAAAGAUUUCUAAAAUCAAGAAGACCCUGCAGCUUCGGUACAUUGGUCAGGACCCCUCCUUGAGUAAUGUGCUCAGUAAAGUGACGUAUGAGCUGCAUCUGCUGUGUGAGCUGCUUAAUAAAGUGGAGACAGAAGUUCAGAGGCAGGAAGCGAUCGCAAAGUCCUUGAAGGAGCUGCAGGUGACCCUAGAGAGAGAUGUCAAGGAAGCGUCUCAUCUCCGUGACAAUGUUCCUCCUCAUCUACCCAAGAAAUGUCCUAACAGUAAUCCAGGCCCAGGUGAGGCGCCUCUGGCGGAGGUGAAGGUCAGCGCUCCAGAGCCGCAAAAGAAACCUGCCAAAGGAAAGCACAUUAAAGAAGUGGAGCUGAUUACGGUACAAGAAUUCGACAAUGUGCCAGCGUAUAUGAAAAACCGCCUGACAUACGAGAAGAUCAAUCACUUCAUCGAAGAGGUCAACAAGGCCGUGGUGGGCAAAUACAAGAUUAUACAUCAACCUCUUAAGACGCUGAACAACGUAGCCAGGAAGCAGCUGGGACGCUUUAAGGAGGAGGAGAUGGCAGACACAAAAGGCCAAUUCUUUAUUGUCGAACAAGAUAUUAAGGAAUUUACCCAAGUCAAGGUUGAUAAAAGAUUUCACGGGAUGCUGAGCAUCAUGAGGCACUGUCACCGGAUCCGGGAGCUGCGAGGGAAAGGAAUUGUACGUUAUGUCAUCUGCUAAUCAUGACUCGUGGACGCAGCGUUUCCUACCCUCU
Messenger RNA from Bufo bufo (common toad), 875 nucleotides. It is a transcript of the gene SKA1, whose product is annotated as spindle and kinetochore associated complex subunit 1. Gene Ontology annotation, cellular component: outer kinetochore; mitotic spindle; spindle microtubule. Bases 83 to 841 code for a protein of 252 amino acids. Gene Ontology annotation, biological process: mitotic cell cycle; cell division; chromosome segregation. The transcript is spliced from 7 exons. Gene Ontology annotation, molecular function: microtubule binding. NCBI's taxonomy places the organism in Eukaryota, Metazoa, Chordata, Amphibia, Anura, Bufonidae. The record is from RefSeq and is a predicted model, not a curated record.